Molecule: messenger RNA, 43504 nt
Organism: Podarcis lilfordi (Lilford's wall lizard)
Lineage: Eukaryota; Metazoa; Chordata; Lepidosauria; Squamata; Lacertidae
Source: the annotation of a GenBank genome assembly
AUGGGCUGCGCUCCCAGCAUCCACGUCUCGCAGAGCGGCGUGAUUUACUGCCGGGACUCGGACGAGUCCAACUCCCCGCACCAGACCACCACCAUCUCGCAGGGCACCGCCGCCACCUUGCACGGCCUCUUCGUCAAGACCGACGCGGCCGACUCCAUCCCGUCGGUCCUCGCCUACCAGAGCCGGCAGCCGCCACCGCCGCCACCACCAAACUGCCCGGCCCACAGGCGCAGGAAGCCCGCCGGCCGAGAAGGCAGGAGCGGGGUGCACCACUGCUGUGGCGUCGAGGCGGAGACUCAGACCAGCCAGACCGACGUCAAGGUAAAGGAGGCGAGGGGCGGGUUGGUGCCAGCACCGCGCAGGACAGACUUGGGGGGCGAGAAGGUGGGAGACUCAGCUGGGGUGGGGGGCAUGAGGUGAAGAAAAGGGUGUGUGUGUGUGUGUCCCGUUGCCUUACCAGGGGUCAAGGCGACCGCUUGAAGGAACUACCCUAAGCAGGCUUGGACGAAUAUUGUCAUUUUUAAAAUCCACCCCAGUGUGGGGCCUAUGCACUGGAAGGCAUAAACUUUUGACUGGCAAAUCUUUUCCCCGUGGGACACCCUCAAUGGCUAUUAAUUUGAGGUGGCCACCCAAGGAGGGCCUUGGGCUAUGGGAGGUGUCCCACUGGGGUGUGAGUGUGUGUUUUUGAAACUUUAGUCUGUGCCAAGUUUACCACCUUAUUCCCUUUCUGACCGACUGUCUGACUGCUAAAGGGCAACUUGGGGUGGGUGACUUCCCCCCAAAAAGUGUCUUUUAGAUGGGUGUCUCUUUACUUGUUUCCCAGGAGAUGAGCAGCAAGAGCCACAAAGAGAGGAGGGGUAAGGAAAUGGCAGCAUCAAGUGCGCUCUGUGUUUUUGUCUCCUACAUGGUGCUGUUUUCACUGGCAGUGGCAAAAAGCCUCUCCUGCUCUGAACGGAAGAGAAGGGAGCAUGGUGCUGAAAAGCUGCAGCUUGUGCUGGGCAGAGAUGCUGCUGCAGAUGCACAUGGGAUGCAGCUGAAAGGAGCUGUUGCCAUGGUACCCCAGUGACUCACUCCUGCUACAGGUCCCUCCCAUUCUGGCCAAGUUCUGGUACAUGCACAUAGGUGACCACACUCACGUACAGUAUUGGCAGGCAGCUACAAUGUUGAAGCUCAGGGUCAAAGUUACAGCAGAUCCCGAAGGCUACUGUGCAUUUAGCUUUUGUCAGGCCAUUUGCCUCACUCAUGAAAAGUGUGCCUGCAUUUAUUCAAAUAUAGUAUUCUAAGAUGUGGCAGCAGAAAGAUGGGUUGAUGCAAAGAUGUAUCCCGAAAGGACAAAAGCAUGAAUUAAUUUAAAUGUGACAGUUUCCAGAGUGGUAGCCAUGUUAAUUUGUCUGCUGCAGUAAAAACAAGCCAUGGGACCUUAAAUGAUCAACAGAUUUAUUAUGCCAUAUUCAUGAACUACAACUGAUGGAGUGGACUAUAGGUUAUAAAUGCUUAUGCCAUAAUAAAUGUUAGUCUUUACGGUAAGAUGCUGCAAGACCUUGUAAUAUGAGUGGGAGAUGAAGGGUGUGGAAUACUGUGUGUCUAUCCACCCCGCCCCACAGCUUUUUAAUAUUCUGGAUAAACAAUGUAUAAAACUUAGACUGUUUCUGGGAACCUGACUGAUUUUUGUUUACAGUAAUGGGUGACUAGGCUGUUAGCAGCCAGAAGUAUUCUGAGUUCCUGGGACUGGGAGCCCAUAGAAUUUAGCAAGAUCAAACAUAUACACAGCCAGGGUGGUGUAAUGAUUGGGGCAUUCAACUUAUAAAAGGGAAACCAGAGACAUAUCCUUGUUUGCAGUGAAGUCCAGUAGGCAAACUUGGAGCUAGUUAUCAUCUCUCACCCCAAUGUACUACAUAGAAUUCUGUAGAUAAAAUUGGAUAAAUGCAUGUUACCCUGAACUCUUUGGAGGAAAGUUGGGAUACAAUGGUGAAGAAUAAAUAAGGCAGGAGCCAGUCACUAUGGGUAAGGGAUAUUGAGUUUCCAGCUACAGUAUCUCAGAUUCAUGAAAUCAAGGCUAACAUCAACAUUUAAAAACAGAUGUCAGAAUUAGGAAAAAAAAGGAUAGGAAAGAGGUAGAGACUAAUGGCCAGAGUGAAAGAUCAGCACCAACUAGACAGUGUCCUGGUUCACAUGCAAUGCCACAUUAAACCAUGAAUAUGCGUGAGUGAGCAAACAUGGGUUCCUGGACAAAAGAUCAUAGCUGCAGUCAAAACCUGGGGCUUAGUCAGACAUAAUACUAAGCCAAAUCAUGGCUUAGCUUUCAAUAGGGCAGCAGCAGCAGCACGACCAGAGGAGGUGUGCAGUCUCCAGGCACCUGCAUGUUUGCUCAUCCACACUAAGGACACAAACUGGGCCAGUGUGUAGAAGACGGUACUGAGGUCUGGAGGAAGGGCUAGAGAAACAGAAUGAGGCAAGGACCAGGAACAGGGCUGUAGGAUAGAUAAAGCUACAGUCAUUAGCUUAGGGUGGGGAAUUACAUACUGUUCAAACAGUGACACUGUUCAGCUUUCUCAGUGGAACCACAAUAUAGUCUGAAAUACCAUUCCUGGUACCUGUGAAUUAAGACCUCAGAAUUAACAGCAGUAUAACAGAUGGUAAACCUAUUGCACUGCAGGUGUUCCCAUCAUUCUGGACCAUUUCCAAUACUGGCUGGAAGACCAUUGCCAUUAACAUCUGGAAGAGCACGGGUCCUCACCCUGGCUGCAUACAGUCAGUCUAAGUCGAUUAUGCUUGGCAAAGAGCAAGUUAAAGAUCCGGCUAUGACAGCUAGAAAAGGGAUGGGGAAACUCAACUAGCCCAGAUGUUUUUGGACUCCAGCUCACAACAGCCCCAGCAAGCAUGGCCAAUAGUCAGGGAUGAUGGGAUAUUCCAACAACAUCUUGAAGUGCUGCAUAUUCCCCAACCCUGUUCUGGACUCAUGAAAAUAACACAUUCAUAAUGCCUUCAGAUUAAAUGGGACUAUUCCGUUAUCUGAUGUCCUAACAUACACACUUGGGUCUCUGUAUGUAUUUGGAGAGAUGGUGUUUCCUCUACUGUGUAGGUAAGUGAGUGCAAAGGGCUGUCCAGGUCUCCGGUCACACAGAGCAUGCUGGCAGGAAACCUUUGUAGUUGGGGAUGCAACUGGCCAGUGACUUAAUCUGGAUCACAUUUUGUAAAUAUGAAAACAGAUAGAUAUAAACAUAAACACAUGAAAAACUCAUGCUGUCAACUUGGCCUUGGCUGGACAUUGUAAUCUGCAUUUGUUGCUACCACUUUCUGCAAAUGUUUGAGGGAAGGACUUUGUAAAUUGCUUAAAGGUAAUGGGACCCCUGACAAUUAAGUCCAGUCGCGAACGACUCUGGGGUUGUGGCGCUCAUCUCGCUUUAAAGGCCGAGGGAGCCGACGUUUGUCCACAGUUUUUCCGGGUCAUGUGGCCAGCAUGACUAAGCUGCUUCUGGCGAAACCAGAGCAGCGCAUGGAAACGCCGUUUACCUUCCAACCGGAGUGGUACCUGUUUAUCUACUUGCACUUUGACGUGUUUUUGAACUGCUAAGUUGGCAGGAGCUUGGACCGAAUAACGGGAGCUCACCCCGUCACGGGGAUUUGAACCGCCAACCUUUUGAUUGGCAAGCCCAAGCGGCACAGUGGUUUAACCCACAGCACCACCCGCGUCUUAGCACCACAUUUAAAAGGAAUGGUAAAGAACAGGAAGAGUCUUCAGUGACACCAUUCUCCUCUUACCUCCAAUUCAUGUAGAGAGAAAAUGUGCCACUCUGCCAGCAAUUUCACUGGGUGGUUUAUCCUUUGGUGGGAUAGGCAGGCUUACAGCUGCAAUGCCAUCUGGCUCUCAUGCUGCAAGUAAAUCAUAACUACCUGGACAAAUAGUCCCAUUCGGGUACAAUCUUAUAAAUCACAGUGGUGUGUCAGCAACCUUAGCAGCAUAUAUACAUUAUGGUGAUUUGUUUUUCCUGUUCAGCUAAAGUUUAAUUACAGCCCCAUCUUUUAUAGUCAGGGCAGAUUAAAACAGGUAUGUUGAAUGGGUUUUGAACUCAGAAGUGAAAGUAAGUUCUUAAUUAUGCCAAUUUGCUUUGCAGAUAGCUUAGAAGGCUUUGUGUAGGAUUUCUAUAAAUAGGGGUGCUAGUUAAAUGAUGAGGUGCUGGCAGCAGUUAUCAUCAUUAUGAACCAGUUAUAUAACUCUAUUAUAACUUUUUUAGUAUUCUUGAGAAGUAGAAAGAUGUGUUCACCUCUCUCUUCUUUUAUAAUAAAGUCUGAAAAUUCACCAUGCAAUAUUAUAACAUAGGAAGAGCUAGAAGGAAUCAAUAACAACACCUAUUUGCCAUGCUGUGCUACAACAGGGGCAGCACAGAACUGAGAGAUUUCUGGAUUAAGAAGGCUACCUUAAAUGCUUCAUACUGCAUUUUGUAGUUUCCUGACACAAUGCAUACAAUACAAAAAAAAUUUUUAUAGGAAAUAGUAGCACAUAUAAAUACUACCAGUUACUGCAUCAGUCCAAUGAAAGUACUAUAGGAUUUCCAUAUGAAUGAAAACAAGUUGCGUUGUAAGGGCACAAACUAGCCAAUAAGCACUAUGAAAGUUUUAUUAUUAUUAUUAUUAUUAGGAAAUAUUUCUUGGCUUCCUGAAAACUGGCUCUGUGUGGUCCAAUUAUAAAAGGUCUUUAAAAACAAAUAGCACAUGGUCUAUGCUGCAGUGAGCUUUGAUAAAGCAAUUAAAAAUUAACAGGAAUAGAAAAGACAAAUAUUCUUUCAGCAGGAAUUCUACCCAGGCAAGUAUUUCAUCAAAGAGAAGGUAUAAAAUGAAUCAAGAAACAGAAUUAUACAACUGUAGAGUUGGAAGGGAUUCUUGAGCAUCAUCUAGUCCAACCCUUGAGAAAUGUGUUUUUCUCUUCCUGCUGGCUAAUUGUAUUCUACCCUUGCUUGUUCACACAACACAUAGGUAGUGGAUGCUGCUUGUGAUUGGCUGAACUCUUCAGAUGUUAGAAUAGAGCUGGGGUGAAGGCAGUGGGCUCAUGGUACCACUGGCAUUGGCUUGGGUCUUCUGCUGUCACAGUGAGAUAAGCAAUGCAGAGUAGCAGAAUAUCUUAGAAUUUUAAGACUAAGGACUUGUCCACAAUACUUUUUGUCCUAUGCCUAGAAAGCAUGGGUCCAGGUGGCUUUCUGCUUGACCUACGCUUUCUAGGCAUGGGUACGAGUGGUUUUGCCUUUGCCCCAACACUUUCCCUGCAGAAAACCCCACUAGCGCCAAGUCGGAACAAAUGUCAGUCUGUGGAAAAGCUGAUUGCCAUUUGUUCUGAUCCAGCAGUAAAGACUGGGCUUCCCUGGGAGAAAGUGGCGGGGCAAAUGGAGGUGUGGAUAAUCCCUAAGAUUAAUGUGUGACUUUUGUUAAAUUAACCAUAUAAAAUAGUACCUAUAGGCUGAUGGCUUUAGAAAGAUACAUUGAUAAUGCAAAUUGAUCAGGUGAACGUGGGCCAGUUGUACUCUCUUAGUCUCAUCUCGAGUGUUCUCGAAGCUACAAACAUGAGUCUGACCAAACUGUGGGAGGCAGUGGAAGACAGGAGUGCCUGGCGUGCUCUGGUCCAUGGGGUCAUGAAGAGUCAGACACGACUAAACGACUAAACAACAACAACAAGUCUCAUCUACUUUCAGAGUAGUUGUAAAUUUAAAGUAAAGCAACCCACAGUGUGGCUAGGGUGUUGGACUUUGACUUGAGAAACCACAGAUCAAUUUCCAAUUCAACUAUGAAGCCUACUGGAAAACAUUGGAGGCAGUCAUGGACUCCUAACCUGUGUCACCCUACCAGCUCAGAGAGUUGUUAUGAAGAUAAAUAUGUAUAAUUUGCCCUAUAAUAUAAACUGGUAGAUGAUACCAUAUGCUUUUGGGUUUGAUUGAUUUUUUAAAAAAUACAAAUAUAGCUCAAAGCAAUUAUUGGAAAGAAUGCAAUGCAAUGCAAAAAGAAAAAGGAACUUAUGAACACAUUUGGUGGGGUUGUUCCUAAAUUAAAUUUUAAGAUUAAGAUGAUGAGCAUGAUAAGGAAAAAUGUGAAAUUUGCUUUUUUGGUUUCCCCCCUUCAUUUUAUUUAGAUUCAUUCUCAGUUAUGGACAGUGAUCAGAUUUGGACUCUUGUGCAUUUAGAUUUGAUGAGUAAUUAUUAAUGGAUUAAAUCUCUCUCUCAGUGGAGAAAGUAGUUUUAAAAAAUAUAUAUAAUGGCCUCUUGUUUCAGCCAAGAAUUUUUGCCCAUUCCUAACCUAGAAAAAUAAAUCUCAAUCACAUGAGCACUUUUUCACUGUGAGAUGUCGAGACACUAUUAUGAUAAUGCACUUCUAGUAAGUUUUACCUCCUGUUUAAUAAUUAGCCCUUAAUGCAAGGCUCUGUGCUCUUUCUUCUGUCAUUUCAUGCCAGAUGUAGAAAAGGAGCACAUCAAUUCCAUUAAAGCUGUCUUACAGAUAUUAGCUUGCUAUUUUAGGGUUUUGCCUUAAAUUGCUAGCAAUUUAGUGUCAAUGUUCCUUGCCUGCUCUAAAUUCCUUUUCAUUUUAGACGGGGUUUUAAAAUGUGGGUGGGUGGGUUGAUGCAUCCUUGAGCAGAGGGGAGGAUGAGCACACCAUGGAAUAAAAAGAAAGAAAAAUUGGAGCAUAAAAUAUUCAUAAAAUAGUGGGGGAUAGGUACAGGGGCUUGCUUCUCUUUUGCACUUUUUAAAGAAGCAGAACUGGCUUAGUAAAAUCUCCAUGGCCUGGUUUGAUGUUAGUAAUGUGUAGAAGCUUAUUUUAUUUCACAAAAUUUAUGUGCCACUUUAUUGUAAUAAAACCUAUAAGUUGUUGGCAUCUGUCUGUCUUGGGACAUAAUGAAGGAGUGCGUCUUUGGGGGAGAGUUACAGUUGCAGAGUUACAGUGCCUGCUGUGUCUGUAGAGAUGGAUACAGGAGAGACAUGUUUUGUUGCGGCUGGGGCAGAUGAGGGUGUCCGGUUGUGCUGCUGCAGAUGCACCAUUUAUUUUCUCUGUGCUCCUCCCCUUGGUCAUUCCUCCUCUGGUGGAUACAUGAUCUGGCUAUUUGUCUCCAGGCACUGAGGUUGUCUGCAGAGGGUCCCCAGAUGGUGGGUGUUAAGUUGUGGGUGAACAUAUCAGAUGACACAGUGAUUCUUCAACAGCUCUUGUUUAUUCACGGGCCAGGACAGAACUUAACUGAAGGGUUUAGUCAGCCUGCUUAUAUAGAGCUCCAGUACAGCGUAACUGUAACAACUUUCUAAAACUAUCCAAUCACUGAAUGUCACUUUUCGAUCCCUUAUUUGCAUAACUAUCUACAGUAUCCCCCUGCUGGCCCAGGGUGAGAACUUCAGUACAUAACAGUGGGGUUGAUGUUUCCAGCCUUCAUGUCUUGUCAUAUUUUUGUAACGCUGAGUUGGUCUGCCAUUGGCCUGGUGCUUGAAGGCAGUUCCCCGUACAGCACAUCCUUGGGGAUCCUGCCAUUCCUCCAUUUUGUGGACAUGACAAAGCCAGCAUAGACAUCCCUGAGACAGGAGUGCAAACAUGCUGGAAAUGUAGGAUUGGGAAAGUACAUCUUUGUUUGAGACUCCAUCCUGCCAUGUGAUGCAAACCUAUAAAUGUUUUACCAAAACAACAACAACCCACCAUUACAUUUAUUAAGAAAAGGCAGUUGAAACAGGUAUUUAAAAACAUUCAAAAUAUAAUUGAAAUCAGCACUAAGUUAAAGAGUGAUUAAAACAUGUAUAUGGUAUCUGAAGAAGUGUGCAUGCACACAAAAGCUCAUACCAAUAAUAAACUUAGUUGGUCUCUAAGGUGCUACUGGAAGGAAUUUUUUUAUUUUGUUUCGACUACGGCAGACCAACACCUACCUGUAACUAGAAGAUGUAUAACGUUCUACAUAUCUGGAUAGGCUUGCCUAAACAAAAGUGCCAAAAAGAGUACAGCAAAAAGAGUAUUGCCUGAUGUCAAUAGGCAAGGAGUUGCAAAGUGUGGAUACCGCCACACGAAAAUAUCAAUUUCUUACAGGUGCAGAGUGAAUAUCAUGUGGUACCUGUAACAGUGCCAGUUCUGGUUCAGUGGGGACAUAUAAGGUCAGGCAAUCCUGCAAGUAACAAUUUGUCCAUAUAGGCUAGUAUUGCCUACUCUGACUGGCAGUGACUGUCAAGGCUCCUGGUCAUUUUAAGUGGAGAUAAGGAUUAGAUUAGAAGUUGCCCUAAUCGUUUUGUUGCUUCCCAUGCCAGUGUGAACUGCCAGGUGGUAAGAGGUAACACAGUCAUCUGUGCCUCCUUCGCACAUUGCUGAAGCAACAUGGGAGCCAGUCCAUUGAGCUGUCCUGGGACUUGUCACACAGCUGUGGCUACAAAUGAAACAGAGCUGAGUCACAGCAAAAGGUGCAGAGGCGCAUAAGGAACUGAAAGGUGCAGAGAAACGUCUGAAGGCUAGUGCCAGAAGGAAAGUCCAUUCCAGGCACACAUAGACUAGGCUCUUCCAGCCACUAAGUCAGCAGGGAUGGUGCUCCAGCACUGAUUAGAGCUCAUCUGAGCAUUUAAGUGCUGUCAAAGAAGGAAGGAGCACUAAUGCAAAGGGAAAUGACAUCAGAUGGGGAAAUGUAGGGAACCCAGCCCCUCCACUCCACAGAGCAAAACACACUUAACCACACAGCCACAAGAGCAGGCAGCAGGAAGGCCCCUGGUGUAAUCUUCCAGGGCCAAACCCAGAUAUGGCCUCCUUCCUUCCUCUUGCCCUAUGCAUAGGGAGAUUCCCAGCCAUAUAUUAUGAUGGAACGGUGUGAGUGAUCACAGCAAACCAAAGGCUUUAGGUGCUCAAACCAUGUCUACAGAUUUCAAAGAGAAAGGACUGGGAAGAACCAAACAGAGAAGUAAGGGAAGCUUUCAGAAUGACAAAACACAAGGACUGUAGCUCAAUGAUAGAGCACAUACAGUGGUACCUCGGGUUACAUACACUUCAGGUUACAGACUCCGCUAACCCAGAAAUAGUACCUUGGGUUAAGAACUUUGCUUCAGGAUGAGAACAGAAAUCGUGCUCCAGCGGCGCAGCAGCAGCAGGAGGCCCCAUUAGCUAAAGUGGAGCUUCAGGUUAAGAACAGCAAUAAGUCCCAGGCUGAAUCUUUGACACCUCCAACUAGUGCUGGGGGAGACCCCUGACGAGCUGCUGCCAGUUAGUGUAGGCAUUCCUUAGUCAGAAGGACCAUUCAUUUGACUUUGCAUAAGGCAGCUUUCUGUGUUCCACUCAGGAAGCAGCAGGUAAGUAAAGUCUGCCAUUGUGAGAAAAGCUUGGUGCAGUUUAUCUCACAGUAAUAUUAAUUUAAAAGGCUGGGCAAAAGUCAACAGAAAUUUCGCAGUGUGAUAAUUUUGUAUUAUUGCUGUGUGUCGUACAGCCCCAGCCCUUUGAAGUACUGUUCUAGUAAACUGUAGCGAUUGUAAAUACUUUGCUGGGUACUGUGGACAGUAUCAGUGAAGUGCACCUAAUUCCCACGGAAAUUAGCUGUAUUUUUAUGAGUUUGGGGUGGUAAACUGGGUGCCAGAACUCCUCUAAUCCCUGGAUCCAGCAAGUGUUAGAAUGUAAUCAAGGCUUCUAAUUCUUGGAAAAGCCAAGCUAGCCUCCUGGUGAGGUGAUAGCUUGGGUGAUGAGCCAUUAAAGGGGAUUAAGGUGCUGGAUGCAAGGCAGCAAAUGGGCAGGCCCCUCUUCCUCAGGAGAUAAAGCCAGAGUUUGGAGCAGAGGUAGUGGUGAUGGGACCUAGGAAGGAAAGCAGCAAGUUGGAGAAAGAGAGGGAGAGCAACGUUUGGUUUUUGUUCGAUCCAAGGCUGUGGCUAUGGGAGAAGCAAGACCCUUUUGGAGUGUUAAUGCUGUGAACCCCUUCAUAGUAGGCUCAGGUUGUAUUUAUGUGUAAAUGAACCAUAUUUCAUAAAGACACCACAGUCUCCGCUGUGCCUCUUUCCCAAAAGGAAACACGAACCCUGGGUAAUCGCCUGGAAUCUCGCAGUGCUCUGUGAUUGGGGUGGGGUGCAACAGUAUUGUGCUUUUUCUGUAACUCACUUUGAGAGCCAGAGUUGAGCUAAUUAAGGAGGGUAUCAUUAAUAUUAGAAUAAAUAAAGAAUGUAACUUGCAUCUGGAUUCCACUCAGAGAGCAGAGCUGAAGGCAGAUUAGAUGUCAGAUUAUGAGUCAAAUAUUGAGUAUUCAUACUAGAUUUGCUUGAGAGCUGUUUCAGGAAGGAUAUAUUAUGCUAGGAGUAUGAAGCACUUUACUUCCCCCUUUGGAAACUGAAGUAGGGGGCAUCUCUGAAUCUGAGCAAAAGCUGGAGAAGUUUGACUCUCACAGAUACCCACAUUCAUAACUUUCACAAACAUUUUUAAUAUUAACUUCCAUUCAAUGAAGGUGAAUGUAACCAUCAUUUUCACAACCAUCAUCCACUAUGUAGGCCAACUUGAACCACAUUGCAGUAGUGGCUCAGGUAUGCAUACUAAAAAUAAUGAACUACUGGUAUAUAGACACAGGUGCAGUCCACCGAAAGCUACCAGAUUAAAUUCAUUUUCCAAAGGAGAUCCUAUGAAGGUAAGAAAUUGCUAUUUGCUUAUUUGCCCUAUGUCCAGAGCAGAAAUCAAACCAGAGAAUACAAUCAGUAUUUGCUGCUGCUGCUGCGGCUGUUGUUGUUUUCAGUCUACCAAUGAUAUGUUGUUGAUUACUUUCCCACCUAUUUGUAUUGUGUUUUCUUUGCACUGAAAUGAAUUAUCUUUGCAUUGAAAUGAAUAGUGUCGAUAAUGUACUUAAUUACAUAAUUAUGUAAAAUUCCACCACAGUGGACAGUGAGAGAAAUAGUGUGGUUUUUAUUGGACACCAAACUGCAUCGGAAGAUAAACAUGUCGGAAAUCAAGCCUUUAUCGGGAGAAACUGGCAACUCUCCCAGGCACCCGGCUUGGUCUCCUGUUGACCUCCCUGGCUGCAUUCCCCAGCAAGCACAGGCUAGGUCUUGAUAGGCGAUUCUUCCCAAACGUGGGAAGAACACACCCCCUCCCUCCUGCUCCCCCGGCAGGGAAAGGAGAUAGACAGAAAUGUAUUUACAUGCCUUUAUUUCUGUCUUUGCAGCAUUACAGAAAACAUGUCUGUACUCUUCAAACUCCAGCAGUCAAGUGACAAAGACUUCCUGUACUUCCUGUACAUACGCAAGAGGAAGAGCUCAUAUUACACUCUGAGCUAAUUCCGGUGCAUUGCCCUGUGAACCGACUGUUUCCCAUGGACAGUCCCAACAUUCCCAUCAUGUUUUGUUUUCAAGCUAGCAGUUUGCAGCUGCAUUGCAUCCAUAUUGUAACAAAACAGUGGUGUAUGGGUAGAACAUGGGUUGGAACAGAAAUAUAUCCCAGCUUGGAAUUUAUAUACAUUAUACACAACUCAAUCUUAUGCAUUUUUCUUCGGAAAUAAGUCUCACUGAUGUCAGUUGGACUUACUCCUUACUUACAGGACAAUGCUAGUCUGCCAUGUGGCUAUGUCACUCAUAUUUAAAUAUUAAUUCAUUCUAAAAGGCAUUUCGGGUCAUAAUGAAACUACUGCAGAUUGGAAAUUUAGGCUUUUCAAGAAGGCGCAGCUUGCUAGGGCAUUAAAAGUUAGUCAUUUGUUGGGAUCAUAUGCCUCUGUAGCCUUGUUGGGGACUGGUUUACAGUCCUUUGCUGUGAACUUUGAGCUUGAAUUCCUGCUCCGCCACUGUAAUAAGCAUUAGAGUCUGCACAUGGAUGCUGUGGGAUAAAUGUGCAGAAUCCCAAGGGUCAUUCUGGUACCUUGCCACAUACAUAACCUGGUCACCCAGGCCACGUGUGAACCAAGCCCUCGUGUAAAACUUGUCAUGUUAAUGUUUGUUUUGUAUUAAUUAUAUUCCCUUUUUUAUUUUUGUGUAAUAUAUUCAGAUAAAUGCUGUUAACAUGGUCUGACACUGGGGCAGAAAUCUUAAACACUGUUUUCAUUUAGCAGGCUUCAGCAACCGAGACAGAAAUUGGGCCCAUGAGGCUGACACAGGAUCCUAUUCAGGUAGGACAUUUUUUCAUUUUAGUAAUAACUAUUAAAUUCCGUAUUAAGGUUCAACUAACUGCUACAAUCCUUCAGCUCAGGAAAAUACACAGGUUAAACCAUACACUUUCUGUAUAUGUAAAAAAAGACCUGUACAUUUUAAACUUUAUUCUUAGGAUGACUGCGGAGGUAAUAGAUCAUUUGAAACCAGUUACAAAGAUUCAGUAAAUUGUGUGAUAUUCAAAUUCUGAACCAGCUUGCCUUACUUGAGAAUUAUAAAUAAAAAAGUAAUAUCUGAUGGUAUCAUUUUCUGGGAAUAUUGAGUGGUAUCCAAUGAGGUUCUGCUAGUGCAAUGAUGCCUCUGUGCCCUCUCCAAAUCUGCUCUGCAUGGAUUGGAUGUUAUCCCCAGAACAGACUUAUGGAGCGUGCAAGGAGAGGAGAAGGGAGUUCUGUGGCACAGAUUUUGUGGACACUGAACUACUUUAGUAGAUACCACCUCCGGCAUUAGCAUUAAAACAACUGCAAAGUUGUACUUUCCAUCUUCAGUUCUUAGUCUCCAGCAUCAUCCCAGAGUCAGGCUCUCUCUCAAAAUGUGGAAGUUGUACUUCUGGCUGUCAGGACAAGUAGCCAAAGCAUCCUUUUCAUUAUAGGCCAUAAUAUUCUGCAGCAACACAUUUCACUGGGUAUAGAAAAGUACUUAAAACCUCUGGCUUUCAAUUUUAAUGGUGAGUGCUGAAGUUUUGUAUUCUGAGAGAAGGAAUUAACUUUUUUACUUGCUUGCCAUCUCUCAAGCAGAGCUGCCAGAUUUCUGUUUUAAUUAAUCUCCCUGAGAGUCAAUCCGCAUAGUCAGGGCACGGAGUGGGAGAGUCUGUCUGGGACAAUUUAGUUUCGGAAUACAGGUGGCAAGUGGCAUGUUUGGAUAUCUCCCCGACCCCGGGGAUAAGAAGGCUAGAGCAGGUUUUGGCCCUGAAGCCUGAGCAUUUGGUACCAAGACAUUGAAUCGCACAUGGUUCUAAUGCUUUCUAGAGGAAUUCUUUAGUUCCACAGAUUCAAGAGCUAUUUACUAGGUGUGACUGGUCUGUACAGAAAGAACCAGUUAUAGCAAAGUUUAAAAAAGAUAGAACUUUUCUGCCUACUUAAGUUUCACGUGCCAUACUGGCUUGUCUUAGAACUUUUUGAAGUACAUUAAUAGUCUACAGCCACAAGCACUCAGCUUUCUUAACAGAUUAGUCAUACACUGACGUUUGUGGUGGUGCAACCGUCGUAUUAAUCAUCAUCUCACUUAUUGUUGGGAAGUCAGCACUUCAGAUAGCUUUAGAUAACACAAAAUCAAGGUCACCUUGCCAACCUGCAGAUUAAAUGCAUUGACUUUCAUAUGGUGACGCCAUGGCAAAGCACAGUCGUCAGAAACCAGCUAAAGAGAACAAAACUUUCUUUCCUAUACACCUAUACACAGGGUGUCCCAAGGAUACUAACAGGACAAUCUAUUCAUAUGAAAUAAACUGAACUUUGAAACUCUGUACAUUUUAUGCUAAAAGAGUUCUAGCUGGGUACUUUGAACAGUUCUUGUCAAUUUUUUAUAAACAGCGAAUCUUUUCUUUCUUGUAUUAUAUUUAUUCUAAAGCAAACAUGCUGCAUGACCCACUAGAUCUGCCACUGUUGGAGCAGCAGUGCCAGCAUUGGCACUCGUUUCAGGCACAGAUCUUGUGGAUUUCAAGUGAGAUCUUAUGCAAUUUUGGUCAGAUGUUGUCUAAAAUUAGUGCCAAUGGUGGAGGCAGGGGGGGGAUAUCCACAGGAACACCACAUCAGGGGCUCCCACUACCUGAGAUGAUGGUCUAACCCCACCUAAUGGCUGUACCGGCCCUGGUGAUUGCUGUGAUUUAAUAAUUUGUGUAUAUUUCAAAACAGAGCAGUUCAAUUUCCUAUGCUGCUGGCUAUAUAAAUUUGAAAACGACUAGUAAAUGUCACAAAGAUGACAACAUAUUUCCUUCUUAAAGUGCUCUCGUGAAAAAUCAUGAAUUAUUUACAGUGUUGCUUUCUCACUCAGCACAUUAGAAAGCAGUUCUCAUCUUGUCACUGCCUUGGGAUUGGCAGAUUUACCACAGAGACACUACAGAAAUGUACUACAGAAAAUUUGAGCUCACAUAAUUCUUUAAAGAUGCAUGAGUGACAACCCUUGGAAGCAGAAAAUCCACAAAAGUAUCUAUAAUAUGGCCAUUUGGGCACUGUAUGUACAGUCCUGAAUGGGAGAUGUGGUGACAUGAUAUGGAGUAUUACCUCCUAGAAUGAUGAGGACAUUAUUAAAAGUAGAAUGGGAGAGGUUAGGGUGAAGCCCAGGUCUUCCCCGCCAUAUACUUUAUCAGCCCCUGACUCAUUCCCUUUGUCUCUUGAGUAGUGUUUGUCAAUUCUGAAUUGAACGAAACUGUAGCUACCAUGGAUGAAUAUAUUGCCCAGCCAAUUUCUGAGUUGAACAUUGAAGGUGUUAAAUACUUCUAGUAAAGAAAGCCAUUCCAUACGAUCAAAGGCCUUGGCUGCAUUCCAGAAUAGUAACUGUGGGAAACUUCAAAAUGUUUGCAUGGUCUCUAUAAGAUGAGCAGCAGUCUUAGCAUUACUAACCAUGCUUCUUAGUUUGCUUAGAAAAUAAUUUCCCCAUUAUAUUAAGACUUUUUGCUAAUAUUGAAGGCAGGAUUUUAUAAUCAGAGUUCAGUUUUAAUACAAGACAACAUGAUAUGUUUCCAUACCUAGUUGUGAAUUACUUAGACUUGUAUUGUGGGUCUGAUUUCUUGCACUUUCAUUACUAAUAGGCCAGUUAGUCAGCUCUAUGAGUCUCUUCCCAAAUUUAGGAAAUAUCGCUUCUGAUUUUAGUUACUAUUCUCAUCAUUUAACAGUGUUUUACAUUGGCUUUUAUGGCAAGCACACCCAUAAAUUUCAUCAUUCAAAAGUGUGUGUUUUAAAUGCUGCCAACUUUUGGAAAGUGAGUGGGAGCAGUGUUGCAGUAAUUUUAAAAACAAAUAGUGCAAUUUUAACCGCAAACAUUAUUAGGUUUAAAUCCACAGUAUAGGAAGGUGCUUUAAGUGUGACGACAGUAGCUUGCCUUCUAUAUUUUAUAGGUGUUGCUGAUCUUUGUGAAAGAAGACAAACAGAGUGAUGGAUUUUGGUGGGCUUGUGACAGAGCUGGAUACAGAUGUAACAUAGCUCGGACGCCCGAGUCAGCGCUUGAAUGCUUUCUUGAUAAACACCAUGAAAUAAUUGUCAUAGAUCAUAGAAACUCCAGAUACUUUGAUGCUGAAGCCAUCUGUAGGUAAUUAAUUGCCCUUGUUUUUCAUAUGAAACUUGGAGUGUGAGUUAACUGUUCCACAAUAGUACUAUGGUGGUAUACAAUAGUACUUUAUUUAGUGUUGCUGUACAUCCAGAAUUUCCUGGACAUAGCCGGGAUUUGGCCGUCAGAAACAGUGUCCAGGUGGAAAUCUCUGAAAUGUCAGCAAAAAUCCAGGUGUAUGGCAACCCAUUUUGGCAGUGUCGUUUUUUGUGAUUUCUCUUUAAAAAUAGUUCAAAACUUUUUUGAGAUUUUGCACACCCACUAAAAGCUCAAACUUUGGGCAAUACUAAAAGAAACACUCAACAACUUUUUUGUCUGCAUUUUCACCUUUUGAAAUAUGGGAACUCUAUUUCUAAGGCAAAUCAGUGCCUGGACCGUGCCACUUCAGGAUGCAUAGUAGGAGAGAUCACAGAGCAUAGUUAAAACUAUUUGCUUCCAUAAGAUGUGGUGAUAGCCACCAAUUUGGACUGUUUCUGGAGAAGACUGCCAAUGGCCAUUAGCUAAGACAGCAAUGUGUUUCCUCCGGAAUCAAAGGCAGUAUGUGUCUGAAUAGCAGUUACUGAAGAUCACACGUGUGCUAUGGAGGACUUAGCCAGAUUUUAGGCUUAUAUAAGGAUUUGGUUGACAACUAUGCAUGCCAGACUAGAAAGGCCUUGAAAAUGCACUAUAAAGGACUUGAUGAGCACAUAUAUGCUAUUGUUCUUAUGAUUAUUCUAUGAUUCCAUAGAAAAGCCGAACUCCUGCAUUACAGAAAGUUGAAUGUCAAAGAGAAUAGGAACAUAGGAAGCUGCCUGAUAUUGAACAGACUGUUGGUCCAUUUAGCUCUGUGUUGCCUGCACUGACUGGCAGCAUCUCACCAAUGUUUCAACAGACAAUAUCUAUCUAUAUCUAUCUAUCUAUCUAUCUAUCUAUCUAUCUAUCUAUAUAUAGAUGAUUUUUUUUGUAUGGAGGAGCAUUCAAUUAGGUGACCCCUACCUGCAGUCUGAUGUGACAUACAUUGAGGUUUACCACCUCAACAUCAAACUAGACCCUCAACACCAGGAAUAAAAGGCAUACAUGUGAGGUUGAAUACAGCAAGAUAGUUCUCUGCAAAUCAAGCCAAAAGCAGUACCGUAUUUUGUUUUCACUUCUGAAAAUAAAAAGGUUGUAGGCAACUAAACUCAGAGCUGACUUAGUAACCUUGUGCUUGAGCUAAUUUAAGAUUGUGUGGGUGUUGCAGAGCCCUGGUUGCAUGGUGGAACAAUCAAAUGACCUCCUCUAAAAGUCCACCAAUAGAAUCAUAGAGCUUUAGAGUUGGAAGGGACCCUGAGGAUCAUCUAGUCCAACCCCCUGCAAUUCAGUAAUAUGUAGCUAUCCCAUAUGGGAAUUGAACCUGCAACCUUGGUGUUAACGACACCAUGCUCUAACCAACUAAGCUAUCUUACCCAGGUCUGAGAAAUAUGUAAAGAUCGGGUAUAUGUUGAAAGAUGAAUGAAACUGAUAGUUUCUUUCUUUAUUUCAGCUUCUAAAAGUUGCAGAUUACACCCCCCACCCCCCACACACACCCAGAGAAACACACAUGUAGCUACAGCUUUUUAAAUUAUUUCCUCUGAAGAUGUUCUUGCUGCUGAAGAAACAAAACACCGUUUUGCUUAUAAAAUAGAUUAUCUCUUCAGUAAUAUUAACUGCUUCAGAGGAAACAAAUUUAACUUUGGUUUUGUGUGCAAUUUGCCUGCAUAAGUAGAAUCCACUCAUAGGUUGAAAUAUGGUGUUUGGUGUAUUAAUUUUUGUUGUUAAAGAUGGUUUCAAUGAUUAUGACAUUGACUUUCCUAAUUUCAGGUCAAUCCGUGCUACAAAGCCUGCUGAACACACUGUAAUAUUAGCUGUUGUUCCACAAAUGUAAGUAUUUUUUGGCAAGAAUGUUUUCCAAAUGACACUUUUUUUAAUGGGUAAGGUUAACUAAUGAACAAAAUAUCUUAGCAGUGGUUGGACUUCACAUCCAUAAAUAUGCGAGUGAUAGGUAUUUUAAUUGACUCUUUACUCAGAGAAGGACAAUACAAGUCUCUCAUUAAAACCUUAGAUCAAACUAUUUAUUCAGACAAGAAUGUCUAUUCACUUCAGAAUAUGGUUUGGCACAUUAUUGAAAAUUCAUAGAUUUCCCAAAACUCCUGCACUUAGGAUAUGGUGCUGUUGCCAUUGAAAAAGGACCCCCCCCCCCGCUGCUGCCGCCGCCGCCGCCACCACCACCACCACCAUUAAAUUUAUACACUGCUUGAUUGUACAAAAACCUCAAAGGGGGUUACAAAAAAACAAUAAAAUUAUAAAUAAUACAUACAGAAAGUCAUCAGCUGCCUCCAUGGGAAUUCCUAUCACAAAUCUGCAAGAGCAGAAUAUGGUGUUCUGAGGUUCCUUCAGGAUUUAAUACUUGCAGGAUUUUUGUUCUCAGGCCAAAAUGCAAUUAAAGCACAUUGUGACCGAUAGCACACCAAAGCUAUUUGCCUUGUGGGGGUAUGAUGAUGAGUUUAGCUACUCAGCCAACAUACAUUGUGCAGUCUAGAUUUCUGACUCGUACCAAGCUCAUGUUGGCAUAACAUAACAAAUAAGGAAAGGCAAUAUCUGCAAAACUGAUAUUAAGAGGAAAACUGAAUGUGCUAGAGUAAAUAUAUAUUUUGUGCUUUAUGACUUCUAUAUGUAUGAAUAUUAUUGCACUAAUUCCCAAAUGGGUAGCUAUGGUAAUCUGUGUUGCAGCAAAAACAACAGGCACUUUAAAGAUUAACAAAUUGAUUGUGGCAUAAGCUUACACAUACAUAAAUACACAUACUUGAGGGAAUUAUCAGAAUUUUUCAGAUCUCUUGGCUGACAACAUUUUCUACAAUUCUGUAGGUCUGGUAACCAAGAAGAAACGUCGGUCCUACCCCUUCUCCAUGCAGGUUUUAACAGGGUAUGUAGAAGUUAUUUUCACUUUCUUUAAGUGAUAACUAAUUUUUCAGUCUCCAGUUAUUUUUUCUCAAAGAUUUGAUGCAGAUGUUGUCAGACACCUGUUCAUCAGCCACCCUGAGUGAUGGUGCAUACGCAUCAGAAUGAUGAGGUAGAAAUUCUCAUAAAAAUUGAAAAUACAGGAUCUCUAAGGGUUUCUUAGUAAGCACCUUAGUAAGCACCUGCGACUGCCUGGUCCUCUGCGGUCAGCACUGAGCAGAAGAGGACUGGAAAGCUGGCUGCUGCUUUCUUUGCCUUUAAGAUCCUUAUGUAAACACAAAAUGAGUCUGGGUGUAAGGUCAGACUCCACAAGCAACCACCUGAACUUCCCAAUAAAGACCUGGUUACACUGGAGAACUGCAUUUUUAGAUGAUUUUUUUAAAAAAACAAAGAGGGACCAACUGUUUGGUGUGUGUUGGUGUGUUCCCUCCCUUUAUUUAUUUAUUUAUUUAUUUACAUUUCAAAUUAUAUAGAUAAGACACAUAAACUUUGAAUGUUCAAAUACUGUAAAUAAAACAAGUCAUGUAUUCUUCACCUUUAACAUUGCAGUUGUAUAUCCACAUUUUACCAACUACUGUUACACCUUUCCCUUUCCCCGUGUAACCUUGUGACUCCCCCCCCACAUGGCUUCUUUAGUUCUAUUUACUAAUAGUACUAUUGUGUUUAUACUUACUAUCUAAUGUAUUCAAAAUUCCAUCUUCAACAUCAUAAUUCUUGUCUUUGUGAGCUCAGUCUAAGCAUAGUGUGUGUUUCUUUGGUGCAGCCGCAACGAAAGAUUGAAAAGUUCUACUUUUAAACUAAUCAGACUUCUGUGUUAUUUCUGAAUUCUGGUUAGUUCAAGCUAUUGUCAUUUCAGAGACGCCAGGAUCAGAAAUGACUUAUGGUGCUGAUUUGUUCAGACCCAGCAGUGUGGGGGGCAUCCCCUUUUCUGAUCUUUUUGCCACCUCCUUUUUUCUUCCUCCCCGCUUUCAUGACAUCCACAUGAAAUUAAGCCAAGGGUCACAUGGAAUUAGACUUGACUCCUGCUUUUAAGCUAACCAGGGUUAUCCAAGUUCACACAUAAUGAGGACCCUGGUUAGUUUAUUAAACAAUAAACUGGUUAGUUUAUUGAACUACAACUCCCAUCAUCCCUGACCACUGGUCAUGCUGGUUAGGAAUGAUGGGAGUUGUAGUCCAACAACAUCUGGGGACCCAAGGUUGAGAAAGGCUGGUUAAAAGCAGAUGUAGACACUUCCUAUGUCCUCAUGACCACGUCAAAGGAGGGGUGUGUGUGUGUGUGUGUGUGUGUGUGUGAGUGUGAAGACCUGAGUAUGAUGCAGGUUCUUGCACGUGAUGCUAAACCCAAAGUUCAGCAUUUGUUUCUGAAUUAUUUCAAUGGAUAUGAGCUUAAUGCUCUGAUGAUGCAAUUUAGCACUGAGUCACAAAAAUGGCAUGCUCAUUUGCAGGCUGAAUUGAUCUGCGUUAUAGCUGGCCACCUCACGAAUCUGGUGACAUUAGCAUGCAUCCAGGUGGAAAAUGAUCAGACAUCACCAACCCACAUUUGUAAGCUGUGUCAUGGUGCUGUAAAUGCAGCUUGGUUUUAAGAUGGGCUCAUUUUGAACCCGCCACUGAUCCAUCAGCUCCCUUAUGGACAGAUCAGUUUGGUCUUGUGAAUCAGCACGAAUGACCCAGUCUAAAAAUCUCUCGGUAUGAAUUCUGUUGUCUUUCUUAUCUUUCUCGCUCUCAUGUAUUUGCUGCAAUAAUUACAACCAACUUGUUCAGACAGGAUCCCAUUGAAUAUCUCCAUGCCAUCUUUAGGUUGUGUAUUAUAGCUCAUUCUUGUUGCCCUUGUUCUCAAGUGACAGAAAAAGGAUUAACAUACCAAAGAAUAGGCUUUAAAAUAAUACUGAGUGGGUGGACAGACACUUUCUAUGCUUCACUGGUUGCCUUCUGGGCUGCCGUUUGUUCACAGGAAAAGCAGCCAGAGGCUGAGCCUCUGAUUCAAAGCACAGUCACCUGGAAGCAACUUCAUUAGUAUUGAUGAGGCCAAGGGAGCAAUCCUAACUCCCAGUGGGGGAGCAGUGGGGUUGAAAGGAGCAUCAGAGCCACCACCACAUCCAAGGCUACACAACUUACACUAAGGAACAAUUUUUUGUUGAGCCAACUGCAAGCUGGUACAGCAAAGAGGCCAGCUCUCAUCCCUCUCUGGCAGCUAUAAUGGUUUAGGAUCCAGUAGAUCCAGUUUCAGGCCCUACAGCAGGUACUACUAGUGCGAACUUCACUGACAGAACUGUUAUGUACUGAAGUUCUCACCCUGGGCCAGCAGGGGGAUACUGUAGAUAGUUUUCACUCAGGUCCACAAAUGCAAAUAAGGGAUUGAAAGUGACGUUCAGUGAUUGGAUAGUUACAGAAAGUGGUUACUGUUGCGUUGUAGUGGAGCUCUAUAUAAGCAGGCUGGCUGAACCCUUCAGUUCAGUUCUGUUCUGGCCUGUGAAUAAACAAGAGCUGUUUGAAGAAUUGCUGUGUCGUCUGAUAUGUUCACCCAUAACUUAACAAGUACCCUGUCCACAGUCCACACCAGGGGCAGUGAACUCUGCAUCUUCACCAGCAGAGUUGGGCAGAAGGAAAUCUCUGCUAUAUCCUAACUCCCUCCAGCAGUAUGGAUCAGGGGUUAGGAUUGCUGUAGCCAUUUCAGAGGUUUAGGGUUUGUGUGUACAAUAAGAAUAAAUGUAUAUUAUUCAUAGUAGCCUGCUUUUUUCAUUAGGACUUCAAAGUAACUGGUCAAAGAAUAAGGAAAAUGUAAACAAACAUUAUAGGGAACUACAGCAUAUUAGAUGCUGCCGUUUGUUCUUCAAGUUCCCCCCUCCCAACCCUGCCAUUCCUCAUCUCAGUAGAAAACUGUUUGUCAGAUUAUACUUUUGCUGCUUGUUGCAUUUGCCAGACCUGCUUUUUCAUAUAUGUAGCCUAAAUUACCUGAGAGGGACUUAAUCUAUAACAGGAACAGCCAAUGUGAAGCCUUCCAGAUAUUCUAGGACUCCAAUUCCCAUCAGCCCCAGCAGGGGUGGAGGAAGUGGGAUGCGGUGGGGCCAGCUGCCCCAGGUGUCAACACUGAGGGGAGUGACAAAAUGCCGGGCGGCACUCACCGCGGGGCCUACAGCACGCCUGAGCCACGCGUCUCUCCUGGGAGUGAUGCGGUAGCUUGGGUGUCCGCAGGCUCUGCGCUGCCCCAAAUGGUCCGCCCGCCGCCUCCCCUCAGCUGUAGGGUGGCAGGCAGACCAUUUGGGGCAGUGCAGGGCUUCAGCUGUAGGGCGGCUGAGUGGGAGGAGGCAGGCAGACUCAUUGGAGGCCCCGGGGAACAUCCUGCCCCGGCUGGCCCCACCCCGCAGGUGACUGGCCCCGCCCCUGUGCGCAGGGCACGUGCGCUGCCCCAGGCGCCCGAUUGGCUUGCUCCAGUGCUGACCCCCAGCCAGCAUCAACAAUCGUCAGAGAUGGUGGAACUUGUAGUACAACACCUGGAAGGCAACACAUUGGCUACCUCUGCUCUGUACCAUUCUGUGCUAUUAAAAUGACAUAAUUUUUAUCUGACAGUCAACUUCUCAAAGGUCCAUUUCAUCUCUAGUCCUUCCACUCAGGGAUUUACUUACCCUGCUAUACAGUUCAGUUGUAGUUGCAAAAGCCACAUCCAUUCUGUUCUCCUGUCUGUUGGUGCCACUUUAAUUUACAUAUGCAUGACAUUUUAGGGGUUCAGUAUGCAUAAUAUGUAGUGCCUGCAGUCUCUGCAGUUUGCAGAAGUUUUGCCCAGGCUGGUUCCCCCUCAUCCACCAGCCCGCAUUGCUCACAAAAGCAAGAUUAGGAUUAAGGCAGGCUGUGCUUGCACAAUUCAUUUUCCCCCCUUUGUCCCCGAAAGCUUCCCCAAAGCAUAUAGGGCCACCUAAACAAUGUGUCUGUCUUGCAGAGGCUAUAGUAGGAGAGGGGAAUUGCCCAAACUCAGUAAGUGGAACCCUGUUGGAUUCAACCCAAUAAAAACUUACCGUAUUUUUCGCCCCAUAGGACGCACUUUUUCCCCUCCAAAAAUGAAGGGGAAAUGUGUGUGCGUCCUAUGGGGCGAAUACAGGCUUUUGCUGAAGCUUGGAGAGUGAGAGGGGUCGGUGCGCACCGAUGCCUCUAGCUCUCCAGGCUUCAGGAAGCUAUCCGCAAGCCUUGCAAGCCCGGCGGGAGUUCCCGCGGGCUCACAAGGCUUGCGGGCAGCAGCCUGCCGCCCGAAGCAUGGGGAGCCCUCCGGAGGGCUACCCGUGCUUCGGGCAGAUGUCCGCAAGCCUUGCGCGCCCGGCGGGAGGUCCCGCCGGGCGUGCGAGGCUUGGGGCGGCAGCCUGCAGCCCGAAACACGGGGCACCCUCCGAAGGGCGCCCCGUGCUUCAGGCAGGUGUGCGCAAGGCUUGGGGCUGCAGCCGCGGCUGGGGGGGGAAAUAAUUUUUUUUAUUCAUUUCCCCCCCCCCCCCAAAAAACAAGGUGCAUCCUAUGGGCCGGUGCGCCCUAUAGGACGAAAAAUACAGUAAUUCAGAACAUGGAAAACAUUAAGAUAAGCAUCCAGAAGCAAAAACCACACUGUAAUUUACAAUUUGCACAAUUUGCAAUUUACAAGCCACAAACCAAUGCUCCCCUUCUUUUCCUUCCUAGGGAGAAGGUAAAAAUCUAAACUACGGGCAUUUGCACAUAUCAGGCUUAAAUUGCCUUUUAGAAAUUAUUUAUGUUGACAUCUGAUUCAUGUGAAAGAGAAGGCCAAAGAGAUUCAAUUGUAAUAUGGAUGUUAUUUGGCCAGGGCAGAUUUUGUAUUAAUAAAAGCAAAGCCUGCUUUAAGACUCAUUAAUGAAUCCCCUACUGGGUCAACACUUGUUAUUUUAGAAAAGUGGGGACAGGAUAUUAUGGGUCAUGUUUCCCUUAUGCAAGAAACUGUAGCAUCACACCAGCAACCAAUACAUUAAAAUUUGUGAAAGUUAUUUUGCGCCUACAAUGGUGAUGGUGACAUUGCUACUUUUUCAGUGGGGAGGGGAAGUGGAGACUUGUGUGGCAUACUCUUACUGCUAUAAUUCUUUCAGCAAAAGCCUUUGAAGUUUCUUCAAAGGUUUGUUUGCUGGCCAUAGAAACGUUUGUUCAUUUAUAGGGCAAGUAACAUCAGAAAGUACCAUCUGCUGAGAUAGCCAUCAAAGUCUCCAUGUGCUCUUAAAAAAGCCCAGCCCCCCCCCCCCCCAGGAUCUUCAGUUAACAACCAGUCUUCCAAUGCAAUACAGCUACCAGUUUCACUGGCAAAAAUCUAUAAUCGUCAGUGGGAACAGAAAUAAGACACCAAAUGUUGUGGCUCCUGUAUGGCGCAAAUUAUUUUUCUCCUCCUGUUUUUACUCAGCAUUGCCAGUGACCUUUCAAGCACCUUAACCUUGAGCAGUUGCUGUACCCCAAUACCUGCGUUACUAGGGAUAGGGUAAAAUGUUAGCGCCUCCCCCACCCUUCUAUCUUUUAAAUCGCAUCUCUUAUGACUUCGUGAUUCUUAUGAUUUCAUGACUGAAUGCUUCAUCAUGCUGGACAAUUUUAGGGUGAAUACACAUUCUCUUUUGUGGGGUAGGAUUCAUGCUUUCAGCGCUAAAUGGCCAUACCUCUUUUCUCCAGUUCUGUGAUUGCCUCCUUCAGGCAUGAAAAAAAAUCCAUUCUCCAUAUCACAAUGCAAUAUGCUUGCAAAAAGCUCGUCGAAACUGUGUAAGGGGCUGGGAAAAGAGACUCAUUGAGACAUUAUUUAUGCCCACUGGUGUGGACAGAACAUAGUAGGAUGCAGACAUUAAAAAGUGCAAUACUACCAGUAAAAGAGAAUAGCAAUUUCACUUUUGGCUCAUUCUGUGUGGAACUGAUGGGAGUCGCAGUUCAACAACACCCGGAAGGCACCAUUUUGGGUACCCUGGAAUAAACAAUUAGCAGGCUAGAUGGACCAGCGGUCUGACAACUUCAUAUGUUUCUUGUGUUGAUCAUAAAUAUAUGGUAUCUUAAUUGCAUAUAAGGCUUUUUUUUUCUAUCCCCUAGAGAUUUUUGGAGAAUAGUAGCAUCACUGCUUGUUACAAUGAACUGAUUCAAAUAGAACAUAGCGAGGUGCGAUCACAGUUCAAACUACGGUACGUAAAAAUAUGUGCGAAAACUGUUCAUGUUCUUGACAGAAAGUGUCCUUGGCAGAAAGGAGGCGAGCCAGUCGCUAGCAUGCAGCCCAGAGGGGGAGGAGAAAGGGGGGGCAGCAGGAGGAACCGCCUCAGCCCGCCCAAGCCAAAAUCCCAGACAUAUGCUUAAAUAUUUUAAAAAUCCCCCGGGUGCCCAUGUUGCGUGUACAAGACGACCCCCAAUUUUUUACUUUUUUUUUUUUAAAGCAAAAUAACCUUGUCUUAUACAUGAAAAAAAUACGGUAGUUCCAGGAUUUGGGAAGUGCAGACCAAAUAAUUAACCAUUCAUCAGGAGUAAGUGCUGUUUGGGGCUUGCACAGAGACUCAGCUUCUAGUCACUUGCCUCAGUCAGAUUCCUUAUUUCUUAAAUUCCAAGUAUUCACCUUUCUUCCAUUGGGCUUUAGUUUCUCCUAAUCAGAAUAUGUUCACCUAAGUAGAGCAUUUUGUAUAUAGUUGGUAUCACUAUAUGAAGCAAACAUUUCUUUCAUUUUUCUCCUUCCGGGUCCCCCCCCCCAUCUGCUGUUCUUCCACAUGGCUUCAGGGAACUUAUACCCACCCACUAUCUGAGUUUAAGGUGUUGGCCAGAUGGAACAAUUCCCACUCUUCUCCCUCUGCAUUUUGUCCUGGGGGGGGGCGGUCUGCCGCUCCCCACUCCAGAGUCAAUUCUGUGGGAAGAGAGAAGGGAAAGUCCUGUUGCCUAAGCAGAAGAACUUGUGCAGGGCGUCCACUAACACGAUUCAUUAUGUCAAUCCCACCCAAAAUGUAUACAAAUGUGUGCCCUCUUUUGCAAGUGGAGCUGAGGGUCCAAUCUACAUAUAGGCAGUGACUAUUCUUGACACUUCCAAUAUGUGUGUGAUUGCAUGUGCGCGUAUUGUGCCGAAACUGGAAGUGACCCAAAAAUCUCACAAAAAUGGGUGGGGCAGUGUGUUUACAAGCUUUUCCAAUGGUGUUUCAAAUGUAUGUGAUUUCACUUCAACAUACAGCGCCUCAGAACAUAACCCCUGCAUAAAUGAGGUAAGUGUACUGGGUCCAGAAAAUUCUGCUGGCCCCUCUGCCCCAAAAUGUACCAUCAGUAUUUGCCAUCCACAAGUCAAGGGCCUACCCAAUAAAUCAAAAUAAAUUUGACCCCCAUGUGAUACUAGACUUCUCUCAGCAAGUGCACAUUCCACAUUGUAACAGGAAUGAGGGAGUCAUGGGGGUGACUUACAGAGGAGGAUUGCUUAUCCCCUCCUUCACUUGAGAAUCUUCCCCUUUUCCCAUUUCCCCUCACUUAAGCUUAUUCAUUGCUCUGGCUAAAGGAAGCAUUUACAGAGAGAGAAUAAAACGCAGGAGAAAUGCAGACAACCAGUAUUUUCUUUGCAAUAUCUACACUGUGAAUACAUUACAUAUUGCCUAACAAUCCUCUCCAUAGAUGUAUCGUAGAAAAAUACAUUGAAAAUCCUGGUAGAAAUGAAAACAUCCAAAUGCAAUACAUCUUGCAAUGUUUUUAAAAUAAUUCUUUGUGUUCUUUUCAUGCACUGAUGUAAUCCUGACCUGUUACACUUGCAGAUAUUAAUGGUGUAUAAUAACUUGUUAAUUUCAGGGCUUGCAAUUCAGUGUUCACAGCACUGGAACACUGUCAUGAAGCCAUAGAAAUAACUAGCGAGGAUCAUGUAAUUCAGGUAUGGAAAAGGCACAUUUUUCUUCCUCUUCAGAAACCUGUGUAUCGAUAUAUCAGUUGAUUGAACACCAUUGGCUUCUGUGGUUGUAUGUAGACGUUUGUGCCAUAUCCUUCCUUUCCUUCUUAAAUAUCUGUUGGGGGAGGGAGUUCUACAAUGGAAAUGUAUCUAACAGUAUUCAUACUGGGGACUGAAUGUAGCAUAGGCAUGUGGAAUGCAUGUUUAAGUUCACGCUUUCCUUGGUUGCUCACAUGGUUUCUUUGGUUUACAGUAUGUCAAUCCAGCCUUUGAACGGAUGAUGGGCUAUCAAAAGGGAGAGCUAAUAGGAAAGGAACUCACUGAGCUUCCAAAGAGUGACAAAAACCGUGUGGACCUACUGGACACGAUCAACACUUGUAUAAAAAAAGGAAAAGUAGGUGACUAGCUAAAUUCUAUCUCCUGCCUCCUUAAACCUCCUUAAACUGAACAGACCUUUGAGAUCAUUUUCCUCUGUUGGUAAAUUACAAAUCUAGGACACCUUAACUUUAUUGGAGAACAUGUGCAAUUGGAUAACCCUGUAACAAAACUGUAAGAGGGAAAGAAUUGUGUGUGUGCAUGCAUAAAAUCUGCUUUUGUGCAGAGUUUAUUGCCAUGUGGAGAUUCUGGGAUGAUGGAUUCUCUGCUUGUAGCUUGCUGUCAGUGCAUCUAUGAUUCUCUCACGUAAAAGGUGUCUGAGACUGUGGUGUCACAAAAUGCUACCAGCUUAGAAAUGUUUAUUUUAAGAAAGGGGUUUGUGAUCUGAGCUUCCUAGAAUGUUGUUUUCACUCAACUUGUUUAGGAAUGGCAAGGAGUUUAUUAUGCACGGAGAAAAUCAGGAGACAGUAUCCAACAGCAUGUGAAGAUAACGCCUGUAACCGGCCAAGGAGGGUAAGUUUGUUAAUUAAAAGUGCACUCUGUUGUAAUGGUUUUCUCUGUUAUACAUACGUAUAUAAAUAGAUGGAAUCAGGUUUGACUGUGAAUAUAUACACCUAUAUGCAUAAUUAUAUUUCUAUCAAAUAUAAUAAUUCCAUAUAAUAGUGCCAUGUUUCUUGGCACAGGUCUGGGCUUUAAAGCUCUGUGUCUGAGUGUGUAUUUCUUCUCUCUCAGUGCUUUCCCUAGGAAAACCCGCGUUUCACCGCCAAAUCAGAGUAAAUGGCAAUUAGGUUUUCUGCAGAUUGGACCCAGUUUUAUGUGUUUGAUUCCCCUGAAUCUCUGUUCUAUAAGCUGGGUUUUCUGUUUGCUUGUUUUAGGAUGUGUUUUUUUAACAAUAUUAAAAUAAUAAUAACAGUACACCGCUUGUAUAAAUGCUUUAAGAUAAAAUAAAUAUUAUCCCUGUCUCCCUCCCACCAGCUGCUAAUCCUCAACUGUACUUCACCUGUGACUCUCACCAAAUGCUAGUGCCAUUGCCAAGGCACAAGCCUUGUAUUACCUGGUUUACCUGAGAGUCAAACUACAUGUGAUGUGGAAAUUCCACGACUGGGACACCCAUCAAAGCAACCUUGGGGUUAGGGGCAAAUAGUUGAAAUAGGGGCAAAUAGUUGAAUUCCCCUAUGCAUCUCUGAUUCAAACUACUCUCCACACUUUUUCAUAGAAAAAAAAGCUGAGUUUCAGACUGCAAUCUUGUGCACCUUUACUAAAGAGUAAGUUCCCCUGAAUUUAGAAGAGCUACUCACAUAGGAUUCCACUGCUAGUCAUGGAAUUCCCAUGUUGCACAUAGUUGUCCUUAAAUAAGGUCUCAUCUCUCAGUCUCAUUCUUUAAAAUGUGAACAUAAUUGACCUAUUCUGUAGGAUGAGAUGAAUAAACAAGUGACAAUAAUAAUUAUAGGAUUUUUUUAAUUUGGAAAAAAAAUAUUGAAAAUACAGUAAUUUUAUGCAAUCUGUAUAAUUAUAAUAAGUCAACAGCAUCGUAUGACUAAAUAUUGUCCUGAUACUUAUCAUUCCAAAACAUCACAGAUUAAAAAAAAUCACUCUAAAAAAUGUUUCUGUUAUUUGCUCUUCUGCAAUAUGUUAAUUUAGACAUUAGAUUUUCUCAAACCUUUCUGACAGUGAUGGAGUAGUUAAUUAACAGGUUUCUUUUAAUUAAUCAGAUCUGAAUUUUUUAUUUAAAGUAAAUGGUAACAAUUUAAUCACCAGUUGUGCCAAAAUUAUUUAGUAACAGUGCUUUUGUUGUUUUUGUUAAUAUUGGCAGGAAAAUCCGUCAUUUUGUAUCUAUCAAGAAGCUAUGUUGCACCAAUGACAGCAACAAACAGGUACUGUGUUUUCUUUGAAGUAUACAACCGCCUUUCUUGAUAGCAUCCCAUAGUAAUAACUGUUUUUCUUCACACAGCCAGUACAUUAUGUAAUAUUUAAAAUAUGAGUGCCAAAACAUACUAUCUGGAAGACUUCACCAGGUAGCAUGCAAGUUUAUUUGACCAAGCAAAAUGACUGGGCCAGAUUUUGGGGAGAGAAUUAUGCAGUCUUUCAAGUUACACAGAAUACAUCAUGUAGCAGAAUUUGGUCCUAGGGAAAGCUAAAUUGUUUACAGGUGCAAAUAGAGUUGUCAGAAGAAAAGGAAGCACACAUCUGCAUACCACAAGGUUGUCUGUGCAGCUAAGGUUUAGCUAAAUCAGAAGUUUAUGUGUCUAUUUCCUUUUCUUUUUUUCACAUGACACCAGACCUACAAGACCCAUCGUGAUGAAAAGUGUGCAGGAGACCAGUUUCAGUCAGGUUAGAAAAUAAUCUUUCUUCAAAUGGCAUCAUUUUAUAAUCAUCUAAAUUCUCUCAGCAGUGUGUAUGUAUAUAUAUUUAAGUACCAUCAAGGAUCUAGCAGAACUGGUACUUUCCCCCCUGAGGGCUUUCCUAGAAUUAUGCCUACAGAUUAUGCCUUCUGCCAGGUUGGAUGGUAGAUGCAAAGAGAUGCCUAUCUCUCAACAGAUUUGAAGGUAGAGAAUGUAAUCCAUUAUGUAUUGAAAUGUGCUUUACAUGGUGGUUCAAGGGCAAAAUUAUUGAGAAACAUUUUGGCUAGCUUAACAACCUACUCUGAUCAAGAAAAUAAAUUUUCUUAAAUAUCUUUAUCCGUAAAUGAGAAAUUAAUUAAAACAAAUGUGUGUGUGAAAAUAAAUUCUGGCCACUUUUAAAAUACCUUCCUGUAAUAUUUCUAGACUCUCACUCCUUCAGAUGCAAGAACAGGAGAAAAGAAUCUAUUGAUGUCAAAUCAAUAACUUCUCGGAGCAGCGAUGGUAAGGACACCAAUGUGUGGAGAAUAUUUCUAGCAGUUCAGGAUCCUGGAUUAGAUUGCUGCUGCUACUGCCACUGUUCAUUUUUGAAGAUUUGAGAGAGAGGCACUUGAUUUGUCUUCAAGGUUUUUGUUAAAAGUAGCUCCCUAUUGUCUGGGCUAUUGAGCAACAAUAAUAGAAAGCAGUACAAUUUAGAACAGUGGAAAGUAUUUGGGGGCAGAGGUGUCUCCAUCUCUUACUGGCAAAUAAUUUAUUACUCUCUGAGAACAUACGAUGGGACCGUAGCUUCUUUAUUUAUUUUAUUACAUUUAUAUCCUGCCUUUCUUUCAUCAUGGAACUCAAGAUAGACCCACACAUCUAAAAUAAUGCAAUGUAUGAGGAUGUAGAUUUUUACUUUUGUUUGUUUUAAAUGCCAAAAUGUUUCUGUUUAAUGGCAGCCCCAAGUUUACAGAAUCGUCGGUAUUCAUCAAUGGCAAGAAUACACUCCAUGACGAUAGAAGCCCCAAUCACAAAGGUAAGAGUCAACAACUUUCUGAUAAAAUUUCACACACAUCAGCAAUCGGGACAGAUACAGCAAGGCUUUUUCAAGGCAUUCAGAUAUCUUAUGAUGCGCUCAGCCAACACAGUACGUUUCACAUCACCCCAAUGACCUGGUUUGCAUGUAACACUAAGCCAAACCAUGGCUAAGUGUGAGCAUGAUAGUGUGCAUGUACUCUCAGUUAAAAUCAUAACGGCUUCACUCCCCCUCCAGUUAUCCAGCUGUUACGCUACCUGGAAUUAUGUCAUGGUUUGGCCUGGCAUUAUAUUGCUGUAGGCAAACUAUGAGUUGUAGCCACUAUUUGUUUUUCGCUUACUAUUCAUGGUUUGUCUUGGAUACACAAACCAUUAGUGUGAGUUCGGACAUAACACUACAUGCAUACUGGACCAAUAACUAUGUAGUUUCUACUAUAGCAGAUAAAUAAAAGGUGUGGCAACUUAAAGCCAAGCUAAUUUUAAGAUGUUGCUUAUCAAACACAUGAAUGGAGACCAUGCUAUUUAUUCAUUCAGAUGCCUCUAAAAACUUAUUGUAAACAUGUCCUUGUAAACUCACAAGAAAUGGACCAAGGAUGUUUUUUCUAAAAUAUUAACUAAUACUUUAUCUUUAUGAACUAUUAUUACAUAAUAGAACUGCCCAACUUGAAUCAGUAAUCAACUAAGAGUGCACUCCUGUACAUCUUCACUUAGAAGCAAGUACCAUUGAGUUCAGUAGGGUUUACUCCCAGGAAAAUAGGAAUAGGAUUACAGGCACGAACUUUAAUUGCUUACUCAGUGAUGCCAAUUUUAAUCAUGUAGGCAAGUGGUUUUCAACCAGUGUGCCGUGGCACCCUACAGUAACUUGAAAGAUAAUAAUAUUAUAAUUUAUUACUUAUACCCUGCACAUCUGGCCGGGCCUCCCCAGCCACUCUGGGUGGCUUCCAUCAGAAUAUUAAAAACACAAUAAAACAUCAAACAUAAAAAACUUCCCUAAACAGGGCUACCUUUAGAUGUCUUCUAAAAGUCAGAUAAUUGUUUAUUUCUUUGACUUCUGGUGGGAGGGCAUUCCACAGGGCGGGCGCCACUACCAAGAAGGCCCUCUGCCUGGUUCCCUGUAACCUCACCAACACUUUGAAUUAUGCUCGGAAACAUACUGGGAGCCAAUGUAGGUCUUUCAGGACCAGUGUUAUACGGUCUUGGCGACCACUCCCAGUCACCAGUCUAGCUGCCGCAUUCUGGAUUAAUUGCAGUUUCUGAGUCACCUUCAAAGGCAGCCCACCUAGAGCGCAUUGCAGUAGUCCAAACGGUCAGGGGUGCCGCAGGCAACACUGCCCUCCCUCUUUUCUUCUCUCCCUCUUCUGAUGCCCUCUCAUGUCUCUGCCUCCCAAAGGCUUGCAUAGCUGUUUAUUGCAGCAGCCCAGGCUAUAAGCUCCACAGGCAAAUGGUACCUCUGGCAGGCACCUCUCUUUGGGGCAGGGGGGGCACUCCCUGGAGAACUCACAAGGAGAGGGGAGAGGAGAACAAGCCGAGGGAACACUCCACAAGGGAAGGUGUUCAAAAAAGGGUGAGAAGCUGCCAGCGCUGCAGGCAAGGGGUAACAUAACUGGGCUCCUGAGCCCCACAGGGGUGCCGCAGAAAGAAUGUAGUUGGUUAAGGGAGCCGUGGACUCAAAAAGGUUGAAAACCUCUGAUGUAGGCAAAUUGUAAUCAGUUGUUAAUGGUACAUUUGUUACUGUUUAGUGUCUAUUUUGCACUCAUUGUAACAGGGUUUGAAAAUAUAAAAUACAGUCUGUCCCUAUAACAGUGAUAGCUUUUGCUUAUAAGUUUUAAAUUAUCAUAGUACUUUCAAUAUUCUCAAAAAGGCACCUAUAUUGAAUUUUUAGCAAUACACAGCUGUACAUUAAUCUAAAUGGUAAAUUAAUUAGUUAAUUAUUUAAAUAAGAUGAUUAAUCAACUGCUUUAUUCAUCUGAUGUUCCUUUUACAUACUAAUUCCUUAAUGGUUUCAUGUAGACUAAAAAUGAGCAAUAGCUGUUAUAUAUUUCUGUUUGUAACCCCGUAGGUCAUUAAUAUAAUCAAUUCUGCUCAAGAAAACAGCCCUGUAACUGUAGCAGAGGCCUUGGAUCGGGUUUUGGAAAUCUUACGGACAACAGAACUUUACUCUCCUCAGUUAGGUACCAAAGAUGAGGAUCCUCACACUAGUGAUCUUGUUGGAGGUCUGAUGACUGUGAGUAAGAAGACACAUAUCAAACAACCAAUUUCACUCACUGUUGUGGGGUGUUUCAGCUGAGCUGAUGUUCUAAGCAAAAUUCCUGUGGCUUCUCAAUUGCCUCAUUACAUUGAUAGUACUACAAACCAUAACAUUCCGUCAGCCUUCUGUUGCUGGUGCUUGUUAUGGGAAAAACUGUUAAGAUUUAUGUAAGCAGCAUAUGGAACGCACAGUAGGAGGAAUAUAUUGAACUUUGCCCUGGUUCACCAAAGCGGAGCUCUGUGGAUACAGAAAAUUGCCUCUGUAAACUGCUCCAGAUAAGCAGCCAUGAAGGAGGAUAGCAUGCAGCUUUAAUGUCAGAUUGAAUUCUCAGUGGUGGUGCAAGUUUUAUAGCGUAUUUAUUUAAGCAACAUUCACACAUUCAUUGUAUGUGCUUUUCUAAUUAUUUGGAGCAUAAUUUAUAUUGCUUAGUGCAUAAACGUAAUGAUACCCUAAUCCUAAUCUUCCCUAACCUUUUGCGGCUUGAUCACAAUGUCUUUUAAGAGUGCACCCUUCUCCUUUUUUCCUUGGUGUGUGGAAUCAGUGUGCAAAUAUUUUUUGUUUUAUUUCAGGAUGGCUUGAGAAGGCUGUCAGGAAAUGAGUAUGUAUUUUCCAAAAGUAAGUUCCCACGUCCAACUCUCUUUAACACAUGCCUGUUUUAUUUGUUGCUGUUGUUACAAAGCAAUUAAGUCUUGCUGAAAAUCACUGGUGCAGAGAAUCCUUCAAACACACAAUAAAAGGUCCAGUUCUUACACAGCAGUUACUUGAUUCAGUAAGGAAUAUCUAUGUAUGGAAGAUGUUGAGGCUUAUCUUGGUGGGUAUAUCCAGCUGUGUCAUAUGUUCAACUUGACCCCGUUGAACUGGCUCAUUGCAUCUUCUUGAUGGGCUUAUACAUCCCCAUUCAGGGUCACCAGUUGUUACAUGUGAUUUGCUGCCUGCAACUAGAGGUGUAUCAGGACCAGAGAAGACAGUGUUGGAAAACACAAGCUGGGCGAUAGGAGUGUGUUAAACACAGAAUUGCCCCAGUAACAUAGAAAGAGGGUGCCUUGGCAUAAAAACUGCAGGGAGGUAAACUACAGGUGAGGGCAGUGCCUUACCACCAUGCAUGCCACCUUUGCAUAUGCACCUCCCCACUCCACAUCAGGGCAGUUCCAUUUACACACACAUGAGAUUGUAGCCUCUGGAUUGGAUCCUGAUAUAGUUAUACUAAGAUUAGACCCAUUGAAAUCAAUGAAUCACAACAAACAAGUCCCACUGAUUUCAGUUACUAAGCCUGGAUUCAUCCCGUCGUGUCUACCUUGGUCCAAAUACUUAAUUUCUACUAAGGAUUCUUCAGUGUGGUGUAGUGGUUAGAGUGGUGGACUAGGACCUGGGAGACCAGGGUUCACAUCCCCACUUGGGCAUGAAACUCAUUGGGUGGCUGUGGGCCAGUCGCUGCCCCUCUGCCUAACGUAUAGGGUUGUUAUGUGGAUUAACUGAGGAGGAAGAGGAGAACCAUGUGCCCCACAUUGAGCUCCUUAGAGGAAAAGGCAGAAAUAUAAUUGAAAUAAAUAAAUUUAUCAUUUCAACAGAUACCACGAACCAGAGCCAUGGUCACCUCUCUGUGCCAAUUACUAUCAAUGACGUUCCACCCUGUAUUGCACGCUUACUGGAUAAUGAAGAGAGCUGGGACUUCAACAUUUUUGAACUGGAAGCUGUUACAAAUAAAAGGCAAGCCUUCUCUCUGCAUUGUGUUAGAUAGAGGUAUAGAAGUGGAAGGUGUUGCUGAACAAGCUGUGGCACAAAUUAAGCUUGUGUCAUCUAUGACUUGCUUAGUUGUAGCUGCCUGUCUCUGGCAGAUGUUGAUACAGGAAGCCAGGAGUAACUUGUGCUUCCCCCUCCUGUGCUUCCUGGUGGAUGUGUGGAGUGGGCAUGAUUCCCAAAGCUGCCAGAAUAAUACCCUUUUUACUUUAUGUUACAUUUGUUGUGGUUAGUUUAGCAAGAGCAGGACAGAUCUAUAUGCAGCUCCAUCCUUUCUGUCUUGCGACUCCCUUCAAGAGCUACUACAUGGUGCCACCAAUAUUUCUUUCUUUCUUUCUUUCUUUCUUUCUUUCUUUCUUUCUUUCUUUCUUUCUUUUUCUUUCUCUCUCUCUCUCUCUCUUCACUUCCCAUUGAAAUUAAACUUAAGAACAUGCAACUGCAUGUUAAAUCUAUUAUGCUCCUAUGACCCCUUGCCUCUUCAGGCCAGAAUACAUUAAAUACAGUUUGAGGUGUUAAAGCUUCCCCCCCCCCCCAAGCUGUCAGCCCUCCUAAAAUGCUGCUCAGCUGCUGUUUGGCACAGAAAAGUAACUGCCAUUGACAUCGAUGACAGCUUCUCAUCUGUGCCAAACAGCAACUGAGAGAGGGAGCUCUUAAUUAGAACUACAGCACUGGAAGAUAGUGGUAACCCUUCAUGCCUUUGCGCCAUGGUCCUGAUCCUAAUUGCCCCCAUGUGGCUGCUGUUUUUAAAAAAGGACUGCACAAUGCCAAGCUGUGCAUUUCACGUCAUGUAAUUUGGCUCUUCCUUUCAUUCCUUCCUUUUAUAUAAGUCUCCCCACUGUCAAAAUGCUGAUUGUCAACUUCACAUGGCAAGCAAGCACACACAGGGAUAGUGGUGAAAUGUAUCCAGUAAAUGGAAGCUGUUGCUAACCAAAGUCUGCAAGAGCAAGAAGACUGAUAACGAGUGCCUUUCCUGCCUUGUUUUACCAUCUCCCUUUCCAAUUAUGUUUCAGGCCACUGGUUUACCUGGGUCUGAAAACUUUUGCCCGCUUUGGUGUCUGCGAAUUUUUAAACUGUCCCGAAGCCACACUGCGAGCCUGGUUCCAGGUGAUUGAAGCCAACUACCACUCCUCCAAUUCCUAUCAUAACUCCACUCAUGCAGCUGAUGUCUUGCAUGCCACAGCUUUCUUUCUGGGGAAAGAGAGAGUUAAGGUACAAUUUUUGCUAAGAUUUCCUAUACUUAUGUUCAACAAGUUAUGACCGGGUGUUUCCAUGGUAUUUAUUUGAAGUCCCUCACUGCGCUGCUUACUAUCUGAGAGUAGUUAUACAAUCAUUUUUAUAUGGAAAAAUGUCACUAUGUGGUGGCAUCUCCCAAUCAUUUUUCUAUGGUUAUUGAUAUUUAUAAAUCAGCAGUGGGGAACCUUUGGCCAUGAGUCUAAGUAGACACACCGGGCUUCCCCAUUUUGGCCAAGCCCUACACUUGAUGUAAUAUAUGAGGUGUGGGGCAUGUAAUGCAGCUGAUUAUCAGGGAACUGUGCAUGGGGCACACAAAGCAUUGACAAUCAACUAAUGGUCAAUGCUUACAUAGCUUUAUUCAUAACGCUAUACAAAAACAGAUUACUUGACAUUGUUGUGAUGUCAGGUGAUUUGACAGGUGGAAGGAAUAAGAAUAUGGUCUGCUGGCCAGAUCCAAACCCCCAGCUCUGUUGUAAAUGGAUCUUCAGAAGAUGAAAAUGAGCUGCAUCUAUGUAGCCAUUGAAACUAAUGCUGCAUUCCCCAUAGUUAUGGGUGGAUUACACUGGAUGGGUAAAUUUCCCAUCGGGAAAAUUACAAGAAACUCCUGCCUCUAGAUUCUACAAACUCACCCAGACUUGCAUAUCAGUGACUCUACUGGUGAUUACUGUUACAUUUUUAUUUUGAUAAAUACUGUAUAGGUGAACAAGACUUAAUUCUUUCUUGUAGGCAAGCCUUGAUCAUUUAGAUGAAGUGGCUGCAUUAAUAGCUGCAACAGUUCAUGAUGUGGACCACCCAGGACGGACCAAUUCUUUCCUGUGCAACGCAAGCAGUGAGCUUGCUGUACUCUACAAUGACACGGCUGUGUUGGAAAGCCAUCACACAGCUCUGGCGUUCCAGCUCACCGUAAAAGACAACAAGUGCAACAUUUUCAAAAGUCUCAAUAGGUUAGCUUCCUCACAGUUCUCUUUGUUUUGAGUACGUGAAGAUACAUUUUUUUGUGGUUGUGUGCGAGAUCUGCCUCCCCCCCCAAAAAAAAUUCUGUUUAUAGAUGGAUGUCUGGAAUUUUGUGUCAACAAUCACAUCAGUGCUCCAGAAUGCAGAGGGCUGGCCUAUAUGAGAUGGCUAGCAUUCAUCAGCAUAUGUCCAAAACUUGGGUUUUUCUUUUCUUUUCCACACAUUUAUCUGCUAUGGUCAGCAUUCUCAUGGGAAUGUUGCCUUUCUCCAAAUUUUGGACACUUAUUGUAACAUACAUAUAGUUAAAAAAACACACACAACCCAAGCACCUCUAUCUUCCAUAUCUGUGCAGUGUGUACCAAUUAUAUUCCAAGUUGAAGUGUUAUGAAAAUGUAUUUCUUCUCCAGAAAUUUGGGAUAUUUGCUAUUUUUUAGGGGAAAUAGUUGGGCCUGUACCUUGGGAUUACAUAGAUGAAUACUUACUCACUUUGUAUGAAUAUGUGAAAGUGAUUACAAGGGAUGUAUUCAUAAUGUGAUUCUUUGGCUGGAAUGUUAAAUGUGAAUUUGGAGGCCUGAUACCAUACCUGGGAAAUAGUGAAUGGCUGCAGAUGGUGAGCCACACUACUGCUUAGCCGAGAUUCCUCUUUUUUAACAGUAUUUGAUAACUUUCUUUAGAGCAAUUUUAGCCCACUCCUGCUCUAUCUCCUUUUAUAAUCCUUUCUCUUAAACCUUCCUGCUUCCCGUGGGGAUCCAAAUGUUCUGAGUUCUUAAACACUCUUCUUUUCCCUUUUCCCAGAAAUCAUUACCGAACGCUUCGUCAGGCAAUUAUCGACAUGGUUUUGGCAACAGAAAUGACAAAGCAUUUUGAGCAUGUGAACAAGUUUGUGAACAGCAUCACCAAGCCCAUGUCCUCGGAAGAAGCACAGGUAUUUUAAGUAGAUGUAUAUUAUGUGCAUUUCAGUGGCACUUUCUUUUCAUAUUACCAGAAUUCAUACAUCCACAACCAGGAUCUGUGUUUUAUGCUAUUAGGUGCAAACCAUGUCCAGGUGCUCAAUCUCAUAAUAAUAUAUUGGGCAAUGUGCAUUGUUUCUUUUCCACUGAUGGAAGGCAUAUAGAGCGAAAAAUACAGUAAUUGGAUUGCAUGAACCAAAUGUCACAUAAUGCAUCACAUUGUCAUACAAUAAAUCCACAUCUGUACGAUACAAUAAAAGGGACAUAUAACACGGUAGGCUCUCCUGUACUGCUUCCUAAAACAACCAGGUUUGUUCAGGGUUGUUACUUAAUAUUACUUAUAUUAAGGUGUAGUUUAAAAGUGUUAUGAUAGUGUUUUCAUAGCAGUUGUGAGCAGUUAUGCUAACCCCCACUUUUAACUAUGUAUCUGCAUUUCAGAAUGAGGGUAGUGACUGUGAAUGUACAACCAAUCUCAAGAACAUUCCAGAUAACCAGACGUUGAUUAAGCGCAUGAUGAUCAAAUGUGCAGAUGUUGCAAAUCCAUGUCGCCCUCUAGAACUGUGUAUUGAAUGGGCUGGGAGGAUUUCAGAAGAAUAUUUUGCACAGGUAUGACUUUAUAAUUUUAAAAACUGAAUACUAACAUAGCUUUUAGCAUGAGAAAAAUAAUUUUACUUCUAAAAUGCUCUUGUGUUUUCAGAUGACUAGAAAGCACAUGCUAUCUGUAUUUCCCGCCUCAGCUUCUACCAUCAAUAACAGCUUCAUAUGCCAUGACAGAAUUCAUUAAGUAUAAUUGAUCAAACAGUUUAAGAUAGCAGAUGCUAAGCAAGUGCACACUCUCUUAAAAAAUAUACUGGAGUGAUUCAGAAGCACUUUGAACAUUGCAGCAAAUAAACAACCAACCAACCUCAAUUCGGCAAAGAUUUGAAGAGUCUGCUGAAACUCAAUCUUUGAUUAGAAUGUGUUAUGUAACUGGAAAAAUGCAUGAAAAUAAUGAAAUCAGACUUGGAUGAUUGUGAUGCAGUCAAAGAAUCUCAAAUUGUGAAAUCUGUUAUGUGAAGUGCUAUGGGGGGGGGGUGUGGCCUGGGUAAAUUAUUUGAACAGCCAAGAAAGGCAAUGCAGUGCACUGACAAGUAGAGAAAAUGGAAGGAACCAAUUUGUGAAUUGACACUUUACUUAUUUUUUAUUGAAGGCAUUUAUAUACCACUUAAUCAUUAUCAUUUCUAAGCAGUUUACAUGAGAGUUUAUAGCCUGGAGAAGGCUGCACUGAUGCAAUAGGAUGGAAAUAUUUUUGAGUGAGAAUGAAGUUCUCCAUGCCUCUACAACAUCAUAGCUGCUUCCUGGUGUACAGCUAUUUCCUAGUCCAGUGGUUCAAUCAGCCACCUUUGAAGCAAACCAUUCUGGAACUGCAUCUGCUCACCUUGCCCUGUCCAACUGGUUUUAGCACUUGAGGCUGAGUGUUCAUUCUUUUUCUCUGGCUCAUUUUCCUGUAUGGGAACAGCAGCAGCAAAAUCCUAAAUUGGACUUAAGAGAUAUUAUUGAUUAUUUCAAUUUGUACCCUCCUUUUCUACAUACAUGUGCCCAUGAUGUGCAAAAUGCCUGUUCAUCUUCUGGGAUAGUUUGAAGCAAAAACUAAUCUUCAGGUCCCAUGGAUUUUUUUCUCUCAUAAUUUUGGGGAUAGCAGUUCUGUGCUCCUGCUCCAGGUAGAAUAUUUUUAAUUGCAACUGCAAGUAGGGUUUGUUUUCCUGAGCUAUUGCUCUGUACUGUUAAGAUCAUAUAUGAUAUACACACAUACACCCCCCAAAAAAUUGUGUAAUCUUUGCUUUGGCUGCACAAAUUGACUUCAAUUAUUUUGUUUUCUACAGACGGAUGAAGAAAAGAGACAGGGUCUGCCAGUUGUUAUGCCAGUUUUCGAUCGAAACACCUGUAGCAUCCCCAAGUCUCAGAUAUCCUUCAUUGAUUACUUCAUAAUGGACAUGUUUGAUGCUUGGGAUGGUGAGAAGUUGCAUUUUCUUUUUUCUCUGUGGAAGAACAAAUUUCUUACUGUUUCACCCCAAAGGUGGUAGGAUAUAAAAGUCUAAAUCCAUAUGGCCAGGGACUGUGCAUCACAGAAUAAGCCUAAGUUCUGGGUUACCCAGUACCAUGGGAAAUCUGUGCUAGUGCAGAUAGCACAACCUCUCGGGCUGGGGUGCUUGGAAAUUGCACACCGCUGGUGAAUGUGUACUUUUAAUGGUGAAUGCAGGUGAAAAAGGGCCUCCCCUAAUGUACUGAUUUUAGGGAUUACUAUGUUUUACGGCAGCUCAGUAAGGACUACAAAAUUGCUUUGGAUUAUUUUUCAAUAAUUUUUAAAUAGUUGCUGUUCUGAAAUAAAUAGAAACUAUAUUCUACAGCAACUGUUUUAGCACAGAGCACAAUUUUAUUUUCCAGUUUCCUAACUAAUGAUCUAAUUAUGUAGCCAAAAUGACACUGUCAACUCACAAGCCAUCAGCAGGAUUGGGGAAACAGCCCAAUAAAAACUGAGCAUGCUCAGCUGCUGCAGAUGACAAUGCAGGAAUGGAAACUUGAGGGGUGUGUGUAUGCUGAGUAACCUGAAAAACAGCAUGCCUGGUUGACUGGCACCCUGAACAGGAGAAUAUUCCAUGCUGCAGCAUUUUGUUGCAGAUCCCACUUGUGCUUUUGGAGAAAGUUAGCCACUAAUAAAACUAGGUAUCAUUUUUUGUAUAUACUAUUCUUUGUUUUGUACCAGCAGUUGACUAAAUAAUUCAGUACAAAGGCUGAAGACUAUUCACUGUGAGAACACUUCCCUCAAGUUGACACUAUGUUUUUUCAGUUGUUGCUGGGCUUUGACAGUAAAGCAUUUCUUUUCUCUUCCUCUCUCAGCAUUUGCACACCUACCUGAUCUGAUGCAACACUUGGCAAAUAACUACAAACACUGGAAAACACUAGAUGAGCUAAAGUGUAGGAGCCUCCGGCUUCCUUCAGAGAACAAUAACGGAAGCUGAAGGGAGGAUAUGGAACAUCAUAGCCUACCACUCACACUGUGAACCACUUACUGGUAUGAACCCAAGAGGGGGAAAUUUCCUUCACAAUGAAGUAACCAACAGGGCAGCAUGGAGAAGACUAUUGUUUCUCAAUUUUAAAUUGUUCUAAAUUCUACACAACUUUGUUUUUUUAUAUAUAAAAAUGAUAAUCGAGAAACCAAUAUAUGCUUUAUAGAGCUAUUCUCUUUUUGUGGCACAAUGGAUCCUUUUAAAUGUAAUUUUAUAUAAAACAAAUUGUUAUAAUUUGUCAAAUUAUAUGAUUGGUGUAAGCUGUUUGCAGGCCAGGAUCAAUUAUACACAUGAACUCCAUGUGAGAGGGCAGAAUUCUACCAAAAGCUAGCUUCUCUGGAAUAACUAUCAAUAACAUUUGAUAGACAUAAGCAUUUUGGGGGAGCCUGGUUUACAGCAAAUAUCCUUUAUGUGAAACGUAACCCAAGAACAAAACAAAAACAAAACAAAAAGCGAUUGGAGAAAGAAAUUUGAGGGGGUAAACAGCAAAUUCAACUGUCCUUUCUUAGAGAAAAAUAAUUAUUUUAAUAGCAAAGUUAGUUAAUCAACUAUCAACUUUGUUCUCUUUUGUAUAUGGUACAAUUUCUGUGAUCUAAACCUGUCUGUGCAUACUGCUUCCCUCCUUAAGCUGGCUUUCCUGCGGACUUAAAUGUUAGGAGGCCAUUUGCAUGCACAAUAGGAAUGCAGCCACAGAAGUAGCUCCAUUACUAAAGUUGCACAGUAAUGUGGGGACUCUACACACUGUGGUUUCUAGAUACACAAGGAGGCCUGGGAGCUGCUUUACUUAUUAAACCAAUUUUGUAUAAAAUUUUAGUAGGCAGUAAUGAAGCCCAUAAAUUUGAGCCAAUCUGUUCUCUUCUCUGCCUUCUAAACAGGUGACAGUGAGCCAUAUUGUGAAAGUCCAUACAAGCAACUAAAGUCAGGGACUGGCACUUGUUGCAUCUGUUGCUUCAAUAGCACAAUCAUGCUUUGUGAUGUUGUACCGUUCCAGUUUUAUAUCUGCCUGCUAGAAUGGGGAGCAGAGUGUGACAGAUGCUUAUUUACAUGAGCCAUAAGGAAAAGAAACCCUGCUUAGAUAGAUAUGCACACCCUCAAGCCAUAUUCAAAAAGGUCUCCAGAAUCUACACUUGUACAGAGGCAUCCUAUUAUCUUUCUAUGAGAAGGGAAAUGGCUGCUCAUACAUUGUAUUUCCCUCAUAGAGGACAGGAAAGCCCCUGUGCCUUUAUAGUGUCCUGGAUUGCAGCCAUAGUAAUUACUCUUAAGACAGUGACCUUAAUAUCAAGGACCCAAGACAAUGUAUACGCUAAAUAUAAUCUUUAAUGUUAAGAACAGAACAAAAACACAAGGUUCAGGUUGUAUUGCUAUUUGAUGUAAGCUGCUUCAAGAGCUGCAGUUAAGAAUGAUGUAUCUUAAAAAAAAUAAAAUGUAAUAUAGACCUAAUAAGAUUCAUUUUUAAGUUACGGAUAGGGAGGUCCUCUUGGGCAAGCCCCAUAGAAAUGGAUGGAAGUUGCAUUCUUAGCAACCUACCAUUCAUUUCACUAGGGCUCCUGUAGGAGUGAAUCCUAGUGAGUUGUGCUAUUUUCCAGAGUACUAUGGAAAAUAAUUUCAAGUUUCAGGAUACCCCCCUGGAGUGAACACUUUGAAUAAAUUUUAAAUAUACAACUGACAGACGGAGAAUGGGAAGCUCUUUUUAUUUAUUUCUCUUUCCUUAUCAUUUUCUCUCUUUUCAUUUAUUAUUUUUAUCUUUCUGUAACUUUUUAUUUUCCUUUUCUGCUUUGCUCCUGCUUCGUUUGGUUUUUUUUAUGUCCUCUAGUCUGGGUCAGUGAGGGGAUUAUAUGCAAAUGAAGGUGGAGGAUGGCAGGUGAAAGUCCCUAUGUGAGAGGCAGGGAAGAUCUCCCAGGGUGGCAGAAGAUCAGGAAGCUUUCAGGUGAGAGCUGGGAGGAGCCACCUCUUUCUGUGUGAGACAAGGAUUGAGAUCUACCUUUGAGAGAGGAAUUCACAUUUCCCCUCCUCUUUUUCUGUUUUUGUACUGUAGUAUGAAAAGCCUUAAUAAAAUCUUAUCAAAAGAAAGAAUAUGAUUUAUAGUUUUUGACCAGUAGUUAGUUCUUGUACUGACUUAGAAAAUCAUCAAAUUGGCUAUCAGUGACACAAAGUCCUUCAAAUUAGUCAACUAUUACUUAACGCUGCACAUUACAAGGGACUCUUCUAAUGCUGAAAUGCAUAUGAUCUGAUAUAAAGUAUUACACUGCCCUCCCAAAAGGAAAAAAACUUUGGCCAUCUCCAUAUUUUUGUGCUGAGUCCAAGGAGGAAAACCAGGUGAAGUAAACAAUAGUGUUACUACUGAUGAAAAAUGAUUGUAGCUUACAUAAUGUGCCAACAUUUUUUCAAUGUUUUGUAUCAAGUUAUGUAAAAUACUGUAAAACAUUCAUAUACUUUCCAUGCAGAGAAAUGUAUAGAAGCUAUAUUUUUGUUAGAACUCUAACAGCACCUAACUUCCGUUGCUAUGUAUUACAAUGCUACAUUGUGUUGUUUAAAGAAUGGUGUGUUCACUGCAGUAUUCAUAAGUUCCAUUAUGUACUAAUAGCAAAGCCUAUAUCUGAUUAAAUUUUAAUUCAUUUUUAUUCACAUAGCCUUAGCUCCAGUUCUGUUACAGUUAAAUGUGUGUGCCUUCUCUUCAUGCUCUCAUUCAAUCCAAUUUUGUCAACAUCAUCAGAAUACACAGUAAUUGAAACAUAUGCAACAAAAAUCCUGGGGUUCAAAGUAUAUAACUUACAAAUAGACAAAAUGCACCAGUGUAAGACUACAUUAUCAAAGAAGCUCAUCUCAUUCAAUGCCUCCCUCAGAGCAGUUUUAGUACCUUUUUGUUUGGGCAUGCCCCUAUUGACUGCAUGUUUUCUGUUAAUACAUGAGUCAACUUACAUUUGACAAACUGUCCCUAAUGUUUUAGACAACCCUUUCAGAAUCCACUGGUAAGAGGGGCCUCUCCCAAAGUUAUCAGUCCACUUUAGUUCAAUCCUACAAGAUGCUAUGUAAGUUAGCUGUUGAUAUAAAGGAAUGGUUUCAAUGAGGGUAAGGUAAGCUCUUUCUACACCUCACAGUCCACCGUCUUUGGCAGUGUCAUAGAGGAAAACUUGGCAGUCUUGUGGGUUAAUAGUUCCUCAAUGCUGAUUAAAGUGUUUUUUAAAAAGGUUCCAGACAAAAAAUACACAAAAGUUUUUUUAAAAAAUACUUAAGACUUUAAAUAGCUUAUUUCUAUUAUUCAUAUUCCAUACCUUUAUCCCAUAUAUUUACGUCCUUUUAGAUCCUAAGCUGCAAAUCUUCACUGUGUUCUAACUUAUGAAAUAACAGUAAGCUGCGCAAUCUCGACUCUCGUUCUCCAUCUUUCCACAAAAUAACAAGGUGAUCAGCAGAGCAUGUUGCCAGGCCAUGUUCACUGAAGUACAGGAACAUCUG